CGCUUUCAGAUCAUGAGUUGUUUCGUUUAGUGUUAUCCCUCCGCCCUUGACCUUCCUAUUGCAGGGUAUAGGGUUCGGAUAGGUUGUCGUUUUUGAUAACUCUGACCACCUUAUCUAGGUAACAGCUACUGUCUGAUGUUGUUGAUUUAACCAAUCUAAUUAAAGAACUUGCUUAUUAACUUACAGUUUUUUUAAUAUGUUUAUAGCACUAUACAAAUUAUGUUUGAAGGAUCAGAGCCUGGUUGUGGAGCAGGAAAGGGAGGUGGUGCCGGUGGUCCUAUUCGUGAAGCUGGUGGUUCACUAGGCAAAAGGGAAGCCACUUUAGAAGAUGAAUACUUCCGACGUUUGGAUAAACAAAACAUCGAAGCACUCAAAGAUAAACUGAAUAAGAAAUCUGUUGUGGAGAAUCAAUCUUCGAAGGAAUCUAACAUUUAA
This is a messenger RNA of Schistosoma intercalatum, 435 nucleotides long. NCBI's taxonomy places the organism in Eukaryota, Metazoa, Platyhelminthes, Trematoda, Strigeidida, Schistosomatidae. The record is from the annotation of a GenBank genome assembly.